GCAGUCAGUCGUUCGAAUCGCGAGCCGCGCGUCAGUGCUCCAGCGGACGCGAUCGCGCGCGUACGUGUCGUCCCGCAGCCUCUUCCCAACCGUCGUCAUCCGGCGAGAUUGCUCGUACCGUCGCGGAGAAGAACGCGAUCGUGUGGCCGAGACGGGUGCAUUCGAGUGCUAAUUGAGAGAAAGAGAGAGAGAGAGAGUGUGGUGCAUGUGAGUGCGAGGGGAGAAGAAAUCGUGCAAGUGGCAUCCGUUGGUUUGCGGUGGAAGAAAGGGGCGAGUGUGCGAACGAGCGAGCGAGCGAGCGAGCGCAGCGCAGAACGGAGCGGAAACGAGUGCGACGUGAAGUUGUCCCGUGACAUACCGAGCGUUCCCGGCGUUCCUCGCGAGCUAGCGUCGUUUCCCCGAGCGCGAGGAGCUCUUUCCCGUGGAAUCCGAGAGGCAGACCUGUGCUGUGUCCGGUGCGGCCUCGCGACCGCAACCUUGUCGCGACGACAAUCGACGUGAUAUCGUCCGAAGAGGAGCCGAAGGUCGGAACGUGUGAGAGUGAUCGUUCGCAUUCUCUCCUCUUUCGCCACUGGCGUUUGUUCCGAAAAGGGCAUCGUCGCUCGGGGCUCGCCGCUAUAAAAUCGUGAGUCGCUACCUGAUAGUGUGAUGUACUCAGUGCGCGCCAUUCACGGCCGUCUCGUCGGCACACCCGCGUGAAUUCCACGCCGACAAUCGAAUACGUGAAUCGUGUGCUACGUGGCGGACGGAGUGCGCGCGUGUUCGCGCCCCCAGUCGAGCAUUUCUCGUCGUUCACUGGCCGGUUCACUGUCACACGCACGACAUCCCGCGUAUCACGCUCCGUCGCUCACGGCUCGCGUUUUCAAUCAAGUUGCGCGUUGUUUUUCCCGCACACCGCCAGGGCGUAGACAGGAACGCGGCGAGAGGAAUAUCACGUCGAUUAUCGACAAUUAUCGCCAUUGUUAUAAGCUCGGAUUGGAACCCGUGAGCACAAUCGGACGCUAACGUGUUCCAGUUUCCUGAGCUGACGCGGCGCAGAGAGGGUGAGUGAGAGAGAGAGAGAGAGAGAGCCAUCGAUAAUAAUCGACUGGCAGAUCGAGAACGUGCGCGCACCCAAGCUCGACUUUUGCCGGCCCGUCGUGGCGAGCAUGCAACAGCCUCGUAUGUGACCUUUUGAAACGCAAUCUGCACGGCCGGAAUCGCGCGAUCGUGUCAGGGGCGGUCGUCCACGACACAACUACUGCCGCUGCUGCUGUUGCAUCGGCGAUCGAAGCUUGGCGCACGCGAAGCUCCCGAGGAUUCGUCGCUGGUCGUCGCAACAGAGCGAGACUCGUCUCGAAAAACGGCCUGACGAGCUUCCAGAUAAGAAUAACAGCCGGCGAUAAUUCGUGCGGACACGCCGAUCGUCGACCUCACCGCUCCGUAUCGCGUCAUACAUAUUUUAACGCGAUUAGCGCGCACUCGAUAAUCGCCGCUCGUUUCGUCGAUACCAACUCCGGACAGGAUUACUGGAUACGCACGGGAGAGCUAAACUCCAGCGGGAAACGACUGCGAUUGGAUACAUAUAUAUAUACAUAUAUAUAGAGAGAGAUCGAUUUUGCGUCGAACGAGAGAGCGCAAUACUUGGACAUCUUAUCGGAUACUGCCCAUCGUUCUGUGAUAAAACCUGUGAUAUCCUGAGAUUUCAGCGGGAUCGUCGAGAGAGGACAUCUCUUCCUUCGUCCCCGGAAAUCGCUCAUAACCGCGGGGCUCGCAAUCGGCUGUCGCUUUAACUUCUCGUCGGGUUUGCGGUAUCUCCGAGGAGCAAUCUGAGGAGGCAACCGUUGCACCGGUUGCGAGAGAACUAGGAACAAAAAUCGCAUACGCGCCGCCGUGCUCGAAUUACGUACAACAGGUGGUUCACAACUCUGCCAAUACGAGCGCAACGUCCGAGACUCCGGGCGGCUGGUCAAGCUGCGGCAAGUGCCUGGACGAGAUGAGACUUAUGCAAAGGUUAGCGAUCAGCGGGCUGCUGUCCGUGAUCCUGAUCCUCCUCAUCACCGGGACGUUCGUGUCGCGACGCGAUCUCGCGAACGUCGUCGACCGCGGCGUCGCACCGGAAGAACGAAACGAACAGGUGAAUCCAGCCUGGGUGCAGGACAAUGCGGUGCCCGGUCAGGAUGAGCCUGAAACCGACGACAAGGAUAAGGAUAAAGAUCGACGAUUAGACGCCAAGCACAGGCAGUCUGAGCCGUCGGCGGUCGGGCCGCCUUCCGCGUCUGUUCCUGGCAUUUACGUCAUUAGGCCGCCUAAUCCGCCUCUGGACGAUGUGACUAAUCAACGACGUGAGAAAGUUAAAGAGAUGAUGAAGCACGGUUGGGACAACUACGUGCGGUACGCGUGGGGAAAGAACGAACUGCGACCGAUCUCCAAGAGGGGUCACAGCGCCAGCAUCUUCGGGGCCUCCAACAUGGGCGCGACCAUCGUCGACGGACUCGACACCCUUUACAUCAUGGGUCUUCACGACGAGUUCAAGCAAGGGCGCGACUGGAUCGCCGAGAACCUGGACUUCGAUAUCAAUUCCGAAAUAUCGCUGUUCGAGACGAAUAUUCGUUUCAUGGGAAGUCUGCUCGCCUGCUACGCUCUCACGGGGGACGUGAUGUUCCGGGAUAAGGCGGCGCAGCUCGGCGAACGGAUGCUGCCUGCCUUCCAGACGGAAACCGGAAUUCCUCAUUCCCUCAUCAACCUCCAUACCGGGGCCAGCAAGAAUUACGGCUGGGCGAGCAGCGGUUGCAGUAUUUUAUCCGAGAUCGGGACGAUGCAUCUCGAGUUUACCUACUUGAGCGAUAUAACGAAUAAUCCAGUGUUCAAGAGCAAAGUCGAGAACGUGAGAAAGGUCCUGAAGAGCUUGGACAAGCCGAGAGGACUCUACCCGAAUUAUAUCCACCCAAGAACGGGCAAAUGGGGUCAACAUCAUAUGUCGCUCGGCGGACUCGGCGACAGUUUCUAUGAGUACCUGCUGAAGGCGUGGAUUCAGUCGGGCAAGGAGGACGUUGAAGCACGCGAAAUGUACGACGAGGCUAUAGCUGCUAUAACCGAGCACAUGAUCAAGACGUCCCCUGGCAAACUUGUAUAUGUAUCAGACUUAAAAUAUGACAGGCUUGAGCACAAAAUGGGUCACCUGGCUUGCUUCGCCGGCGGCAUGUUCGCUCUGGGAGCUAAGACGCUGAAAAAUGAUUUAUCCGAUAAGUACAUGAGCAUCGCCGCCGGUCUGACGAACACGUGUCACGAGUCUUACGACAGAAGCGUUACAAAAUUGGGCCCGGAAGCUUUCCACUUUAUCGAAGGCAACGAGGCCAGAAGUCUAAAGAACGGCGAAAAAUAUUACAUCCUGCGACCUGAGACGUUCGAGUCGUACUUUGUGAUGUGGCGACUAACAAAGGAUCCAAAGUAUCGCGAAUGGGGUUGGGAGGCGGUUCAAGCACUGGAGAAACAUUGCCGGGUCCCCGGGGGAUUCACGGGACUUAACAAUGUUUACCUGGCCGACUCGGCGAAAGACGACGUCCAACAAAGUUACUUUUUUGCUGAAACAUUGAAGUAUCUCUAUCUACUCUUCAGCGACGAUGAUCUCAUAAGUCUAGACGACUGGGUAUUCAACUCUGAGGCUCACGUGCUUCCCAUCAAGGGUAAUCCUCUAUACCGCCCGGCAUCCCCCUUAUAAGACGGACAAGUUUACAACAAUUUGGGCGACAUCAACUCUUCUCAGUUCGCAGUAACGAAGUCGAAAAAUAAUACACAAUGGAUCAGAAUUAUAUAGGGACUACAGAAUUUAUAGGGACUACAGAAUUAUAUAGGGACUACAGAAUUUCAUUUUAGAUUAAUUACACUUAACUUUCUGGACAAUUAUUUUUAUAAAGCAUCGAAACAUAGAUCAUAAGAGACAACUCGACACUGCGAUUAAAAUGCAAUUAAAUUCAGUUUUUGUUCAUCCUUAUCGUAUAUGAAUACUUUAUAUUUGAAACGUAAACUAUGCAAAGUCACGAUUGCAAAAACAGAAUUAAUUUUGUAAUGCACAUUGUGACUAGUGUUCUGAUUCUGAUCCAUUGCGUGUGAUAGCGUAGUCGCGAAUUAACGAGGAUUAAAGAGGAUCAGUCGGCCCCUCAUCCUGAUCGCGUGUAGAGCGAAUGAUACAUUUUAAAUUAAAAUAUCUAAAUAAUUAUUUUAAGUAAAUGAAAGCGCGCGCACGAGAGAGAGAGAGAGAGAGAGCUCGAAAAGAAUGAUAGCGAAAAAGAACAGAAUGAAAAUGUUAACGAACGUUAUUUAAGCCACACGUUUGUAAAUAGCAAAAAAACAAGUGAGAAUGAGAGAACGAACGAGAGAGCUAUUAAAAAUGAGAAAAUAUGUAUGAAUGCUUCGCCCAUUUCCUUUUUCCAGCCGCAGCAUAAAGCGGCCCACCAAUACUUAAAUACGUAUUCGUGACGUUGUAGCUGUACGUCCUUAACAUUUUUAACAUUCUCUGAUCAUUACGGUGGGAGAGUCAAUGAUUCAGUUUCGUUUCAUUCUUUUUCGUUCGAUUCUUAUUUUUCUUUAGAAAAAGACUACCCUGCCAGAAGUGCGCCAAAAAGCGCUUAAUUAAGACUGGAAGUUUUGCCUCGUUGUAAUUGAAAACAAAAUAACAUUGAUCGCAUCGACGAACCAAAUUGUUAAUAACGCAUCCAUGAUGUAUCUAUUGCGAAUGUCUGAUGUCAAUAUCUUUCUAAGCUAUAUAUUUGUUCUUGACGUGUUAUAUCGCGUACAAAUUCAGUGGAUUGUCGUUGUUAAUUGAAACUAUGUGUAAACUGCUUUUAUACAGCCAAUUAAAUAAGGACAAGUUUUGCAUCGAUAGUAAAAAAACGUAAAAAAAAAAGAAACGCCAGUGUAAACUUGUUUCAUAGCACUAGAACUUCAAAAAUAAAACUGUCAGUCAAUCAAAAAAAGAAAAUGGAAAAAAGAGGAAUAGUGGUAAACGUUUAGCCAGAAAACGUUUAGUCAAACCAGCGUUUUUAAAAAAUGCUCCCGCGCAACGUUUUGUAACGUUCACACGCGUCUCUUUUCGCGAUUUUUAUCGACGUUCUUCGAAAAGAUUUUGACCAUCCAGCGUUUUGCUAUACCCCGAUCCUUCCUCCCGCCCGUCUAUUAAAAUUGCCGAAUAAAGAGAGAAAAAGAGAGAAAAGUGCAUAAAACAACUGUCAUUCUCAUGAUUACGAUGCGAAUGUGCGGUAUGAAUGUUCUUUUUUCCCAUUCUUCUCUUUUACGGCGAAUAAAUCGGAAUAAACAGAAAUAAAGGGUUAGCAGCCCUCAUCCUCCCCCCUCCCUCUCCCCGGAAAGGGUGCAAAUCGAAAGCACGGAUGCGAUUGCGCGCGUUCACGACGAACGACGGCGAUCGUCGUGAGUCAGUCGAGUGUAGUUGUAAAGCAAUGUAGCAGCCGAGUAACUAGCAAAGUCUGUAAUAAGAGGUAGACGUGUAUAUAAAGAUUACAAGAAAGUCAUAUUCUAUACGAGGAGUGCGAGAUGUAGAGUGGAAUUGUAGAUGAAACACCGUGUAAUUGUAUAGCGCUUGUGUACCGAACGGAAAAAAACGGUCGAUUCGUAUGGAUCGGCCUCUAACGAUAUCUAACAAGAACGAAUUGUGCAAAGCAGACAGCAAUGUACGUACGUUUCGAGGACAUGCAUUUUCGCGGUGUUCAGGGUCGUACUUAUAAUUAUAAUUGCUGCUGCGGGAGAUCUUUUCGAGAACAGUAACAGCGAUAAUCAAUUUUGUCCUUAAACAUUGGUCAUAAAUAGACUCUGAUUUUCUACAAUCCCACGUUAAAACGAGCUAGUUUUGUAAAAGAUUUUGCUCCGGUAAAUCUGACCCUGAUGGUGUCUCUAUUGAACUUCCGAACAAUCAGUCAGCAUCGCACUCGCCGACGACGGGAACGGCCGGAAAGUUACUUAAUGUAUACAUAGUGCAUCCUGCAGUUCUCGCGCUACGUUUUCCGCUAAGAUGAAGUUCCAAAGGCACAGGCUUCGAAACGUCAUCUUCGACAGAGGCGCGAGACAAAGAUUAUAUACAUAUAGAGAGAUUUAUACUAUGCGGUUUACACAACACGCGCAGAAAAGCGCGCGCGUGAACACUCACUCUUACGUGUCCGAAAUGCUAGCGAAAUCUUUAGAAGCGCGACUAUGCAUUGAGCUUGGCGCGCGAUAAUCGAUAAUGAUCAUGUUGUCGUUCACGUUCACGUCACCGUCGGAUUUCCAAGAAGUUCGCGUGUUCUAAUUGUGAUGCUUGUUACACAUCAAACGCAAUUUCAACGAUCGUCUAACGUUAAGCGUCUGGAGAGGAGUUGCAUCAAGCCAGUUGGUAGCUAAUUUUCUCCUUGAACUCCCGUCACAAAUGAGACUGUGAUCCCGGAAGAAGAAACGAAGCAAUUGUCACUUCUUAUCAUGAUUUAUCACUCGCAAGUGUAAAAAAAUGGUAGCUUAUACAUUCCGCAUGCGUAGAUCUACGAUUCUUCGCGUGUGAACGUCCGUGCACGAAUAAGUCGCGAUCAAUCAGCUAUUGGUGCAACUCACUCGAGAUAACUCUCACAAAAACGAUGUACAACGUCUCAUCCGAUCAAAUGUCACGAGCAAGAUUCAUUUUGUAACGCGUCAUCACAGAUUAUCAUCCGUGUUAAUAACUAGACAUGGAAAUCGACGAGGUAUUGCGGUAAGUCUUCUCAUCGACAACCAUUCGCGAAGGAGAAGUGUAAUGAACGUUGUACACGUGGUGCAACAGGCGACCGUGUCUCAAUGUGCGCCUUGAUGUCGUCGAAUUAGGAAGAUGCGACGUGAAACCUCGUGAAUUUCCGGUCGCUAUUGACAACAUGAAUACAGUAAGCUAUAGGCCGUGUCUAUGUGUAAGAAUAGUCAUAACGACACUGACAGAACGACAGCGGGAAUAGCAGUAUCCGGCGACGAUGAGAUGAUAGUAAUAACGAUAGCCUAUACAUACAUUUGUGAAUAGAUAUUUAAUAAUUUAUUGUUAACUAGAGUAUUUUACUUCAACUACUUCAUUGAACGGGGUUUUGGGUACAAUAAUCUUUUCUUACGGCGGAAAUGACACUGAUUACGAUUUGCUUUGAAUGAUUUGAGCGACAAUGAGAAGUAUGACGAAAUGAACAAAAACUAAACCUUAGCUUUACUCGCCUCAAUCUUUGUACGAUGAGCGAGGGCUAUACGCCAGAGAGAGAAGAGAAAUAUAUAUAUAAAUAUAUCGUUGGAGAAGAAACACAUCACACACAGACACACACAUGAAGUUUAGUCGAAUACGAACUAUACCUGUAAAUACAGUACACGAUCUAGUGAUAACGGGGUUUUACUUUUAACAGCUUUACGUGAUUAUUACUUUGUCAUGAUCAGUGAAAUAAAUAAAUAUUGAUAAUACGUUAUAUAUAUUGCAAA
Molecule: messenger RNA, 7443 nt
Organism: Odontomachus brunneus
Lineage: Eukaryota; Metazoa; Arthropoda; Insecta; Hymenoptera; Formicidae
Product: mannosyl-oligosaccharide alpha-1,2-mannosidase IA-like
Exons: 10
Coding region: 1976-3700 (574 amino acids)
Biological process (GO): N-glycan processing; carbohydrate metabolic process
Cellular component (GO): endoplasmic reticulum; Golgi membrane
Molecular function (GO): calcium ion binding; mannosyl-oligosaccharide 1,2-alpha-mannosidase activity
Source: RefSeq, a predicted model, not a curated record